Messenger RNA from Cutaneotrichosporon oleaginosum, 2268 nucleotides. RefSeq lists its product as uncharacterized. Gene Ontology annotation, cellular component: plasma membrane. The record is from RefSeq and is a predicted model, not a curated record. Gene Ontology annotation, molecular function: transmembrane transporter activity. Gene Ontology annotation, biological process: transmembrane transport. Lineage: Eukaryota; Fungi; Basidiomycota; Tremellomycetes; Trichosporonales; Trichosporonaceae.
UCUCUCUUGACUAACAAGACGACCGACGCUAGGAAGGCGCUCGAUAGGGGCCCUACAGAACUAUACACCCCGCGCUUCUACGGGGAUGGACGCCGCACCACAAUGUCCAGCCCUUCCGACAACAAAGUUGCGCCGAGCGACGGCCCGCUCGUCCGAGCACCGUUGCGCGAGCGCCGCUCGCCCGAACCGCUGUACAAGGAUAUCGAGCCGAUUCCGCUCGAGCCCAUCCCAUCGCACUUCACGCACAUGUCCAGACACUCUCUGCACUGCCACUUUGAGCCUGAGGCCGAUGCCGAACGCCGACCAGUUGUGGAUAUCGAGCACGCACCCGUCGACGACGAUCCACGCGCAUGGAGCAACCGCAAGAAGAACUUCGUCUUGACCCUCAUGACGAUCGCCGUUGUUGGACCCAUGAUCUCGCCGAGUAUCUACAACCCCGUUCUGGACGACGUUGAGGUCGACUUGUCUGCGUCCCAAACCCAGAUCGGUCUCUCCCUCUCCCUUUACAUUCUCUUCCAGGGGUGUAUCCCACUCGUGUGGACGACGAUUGCCGAGAUCGUCGGGCGCAAGCCCGUAUACAUCACCUCUUUCGUGCUGUACACGGCGGGCAGUGCCGCGGGCUCGCGUGCCCCCAACAUGCCCAUCCUCAUCGGAAUGCGCAUUCUGCAGGCCGUGGGCUCGAGCGCCGUCGUGUCCUCCGGCGCCGGCUCCCUCGCGGAUAUGUACGAGAUCGAGGAGCGCGGCCGCCGCCUCGGCUGGUUCUACGGCAUGCCGAUGCUUGGUCCGACGCUGGGCCCGCUCAUCGGUGGCGCACUAGGCAACGCCUACGGUUGGCGCUCGACGCUCUACUUCCUCGCCGUGUUUGCCUUCCUCAUGACGGUCGCAUUCUGCUUCUUCCCAGAUACGUGGCGUCGCGAGCGCUCACGCAGCUAUCAGAAGGCGAUGGCUGCUGCGCUCCGGCGCCAGCUCAAAGCGCAGGCUGUUGCUGAGAAGCGCGAAGCUAAGCUGGAGCGCAAGCGCAUCCGCGGUCUUGCGAGCACCGCCACGACGCCUGCGGCCACCCGCCCUCCUACGCCAGGCGCCCUGACUCCCCUCGAAGGCGAGUACGAUCCAGAGACCGCUCGUAUCAACGGACCGCCCUCGCUCGUCGCCCGCCUCCGUGCCCGCCUCGGAAUAAAGCAGAGUGACGAGCUACACCCCUCGUUCGUCGACCUCAACCCGCUUCCCUCGACAAUCAGCGUGUUCCGCGCACCAACGAACGCGGCCGUUCUGGUCGCCUCGGGCCUCCUCUUCGCCGUGCAAUACACGACAACAUACACUGCGGCCGUGACCUUUGCGCGUGCGCCGUACAACUACAACCCGCUGAUCAUCGGCGUCGUCCUCGUUGCCUUCGGCAUGGGGAAUGUGGUUGGCAGCGUCGUCGGCGGUCGCUGGAGCGACUAUGCGAUGCGCCGCCUGACAUCGCGUAAUGGGGGCACCACGGAGCCGGAAAUGCGCCUCCAAUGCACGCUGCCCGCCAUGCCCGUCCUCCUCGUCGCGUACCUAAUCUACGGCUGGACGGCCGAGUACAAAACCUCCAUCGCGGGCCCCGUCGUCGGCCUCUUCCUCGCCGGCUUCGCCCUCCUCUUUGUCUACUCCUCCACGCUCGCAUACCUCGUCGACUCGAAUCCCGGGCGCUCCGCCCCCGCCGUCGCGUGCAACAGCUCGGUGCGCGGCAUUGUCGCCUGCGUCAUGUCCCAGGUCGCCAUCCCCAUCCAAAACGCCAUCGGCGACGGCGGCCUCUAUACCCUCUUCACGGGGAUUCUCGCGCUCUCGUGCGCCAUGAUCGUCCUCGUGUCGUACCGCGGCAAGCGGUGGCGCGAGGCCAAGCAGGCACGGAAGGAGGCGCGGAGCGCCGCGACAAGCGGCGCAAAUAGUGGUGUAGCGAGCGGCAUGGCGAGUGGUGUGGCUAGUGGGAACGCGAGCAGGGCGCCUAGCAUUAAAGAAAGCACGCCGUCGCCGACUUCUACGGCGGUGAGCGGGGAAGAGGGCCAAGUCGGGACAUUCCAAGGAAGGGAUGUCAAGGCGGACGCUAAGAACGCCGGGGCGGGGUCAUAGCCUUCUGGGUUGUCUAUGUCGAGCGCUUCCUGCUCCCAGCAGCUCCUGGACGGCGCGCCAUGGUCCCCCCACUGUGGUUUCACAUUGUCCGCGACAAAGUGGUAUUGAAGACCACACCCUUUCACUCCAAGCUUCUUCUAUAGUAUAAUCUAUGUGACACUGUACAACAGG